CCUACAAAAUGCUAAUUUACGUGUCACCCACAUCCGCACAAAGCUCUCUGGGAAAGAGAGUCCACUCGCUAAAUAAUUCAAGCCUGUUCUCUUCGCUGUGAACAAGAUGCCGGCCGUCCAUAAAUUGCUUUUAGAGGAGGCUUUGCAGGACAGUCCUCAGACUCGCUCCUUGCUCAGUGUGUUUGAGGAAGAUGCGGGAACACUCACAGACUACACCAACCAGCUGCUUCAGUCUAUGCAGAGGGUUUAUGGAGCCCAGAGUGAGAUGGGAUUGGCUACAGAACAGCUGUCCAGUCAGCUACUGGAAUAUGAGAAGCAAAAUUUUGCCCUUGGUAAAGGUGACGAGGAGGUGAUCAGCACACUACAGCAAUUUGCCAGAACUGUGGGGGAGCUGAACAUACUACACUCAGAGCUGGCCUCUCAGAUGGCUGACAGAAUGAUUUUUCCCAUGAUCCAGUUCAGAGAGAAAGACCUUACAGAGAUAAGCACAUUAAGAGAAGUAUUUGGCAUCACCUCUGAUGAGCACGAGGCUGCCAUGGUCAAGUACAGCAGACUGCCCAAGAAGAAGGAGAAUGAGAAGGUGAAGGCAGAGUUGGUGGGGGAGGUGGCCUACUCCAGGAGGAAGCAGCACCAGGCCUCCAUGCAGUAUUACUGUGCCCUCAAUGCCCUGCAGUACCGCAAGAGAGUAGCUAUGCUGGAGCCCAUGCUGGGAUACACACAGGCCCAGAUCCAUUUCUAUAAGAAAGGCAUGGAUCUAGUCUCAAAGAAAAUGGACAGCUUCCUGGUGUCAGUGUCCAGCAUGACACAAAGUAUCCAGGCUCAGUUGGACUCGGAGGCUGAGGCCAUGCGUCUGACCCAGCGAGAGCUGCUCUCCAUGGAGGAUACUGUGUACAUGCCUGACCGUGAUCCCGUCCCAGUCAACCGCACGCUUAUACAGAAGGCAGGCUACCUCAAUAUCAGGAAUAAGACGGGCCUGGUGACAACCGCCUGGGACCGCCUUUACUUCUUUACCCAGGGAGGGAACCUCAUGUGCCAGCCGCGAGGGGCUGUGGCAGGGGGUAUGGUGCUGGACCUGGAUAACAGCUCCGUCAUGGCCGUAGAGUGCGAGGACAGACGAUACUGUUUUCAGAUCACCUCCCCCUCCGGUAAAACGUCAAUGAUUCUACAAGCAGAGAGCAAAAAGGAACAUGAGGAAUGGAUUUGCACUUUGAACAACAUUUCCCGACAGAUCUACCUGACAGACAACCCUGAGGCAGUGGCCAUCAGACUGAACCAGACAGCCAUCCAGGCGGUCACGCCCAUCACCAGCUUUGAGAGGAGAGGGGAGGGCUCGCCCAACCCAGACAGGGCUAAGCCAGGUGGGGUGCAGUCCUCUAGCAGUGCUCCAGAAGCAGAGGACCUUAUAGUUCCAGGGACACCCAUCCAGUUUGACAUCAUGCUGCCUGCCUCGGAGUUCCAGGACCAGAACAGGGUCGGAGGGAGGCGUACAAACCCAUUCGGAGAAACAGAUGAUGACUGCUCCCCUGAAAGCGAUGACUCCCUGCUGCAGCAGGUGUUUGCGGUGCGGUUCCUGGGCUCCAUGGCGGUGCGUUCGGGACAAACCCAGGAAGUGAUCUAUGAGGCCAUGAGACAGGUGCUGGCGGCUCGAGCCAUCCACAACAUCUUCAGAACUACAGAGUCCCAUCUCAUGGUCACCAGCAGCUGUCUCAGGUUGAUUGACCCCCGGACACAAGUCACAAGAAUCAGUUUCCAGCUACAGGAGGUGACCCAGUUUGCGGCCCACCAGGAGAACGGCAGGCUGAUGGGCUUCGUGGUUGAGGGGCGAGACUGGAGCGAGGGGACCGAGGAGGGAGAGCCCUCCUUUAGUGCGUUUGUCUUCGAGAGCAUCACGGAGGGAGAGAAGAUAUGUUACACGAUAAGUUUGGGGAAGGAUAUUAUAGAAGCAAAGAAGGACCCGGAGGCUCUAGCUCAGCUGAUGAAAAACAUGCCUCUGACCAACGAUGGCAAGUUCCUCCUGCUGGACAGUGAGACUGGUGACACGGCUAACGGAGGAGCACCGGAUGAGGAGUCUGAGGCCUAGCCAUGCCUCAUAGUACCAGGGGAGAGUCAGAGGUUCUCCCACAAAACGCCUCCUCACGUGGUGUUGCGAUGUUCUCAUGAGCCCUUGCUCUAGUCUGGUACAUGUUGACCAGGAAAACCUCCUGGGUUUAUAUGGCAUUUCUCACUCAUGACCACUGAAGUGAUGUACAGUUACUAAAAAAGGGACAAUGUUUAGGUUGACUAUUUUAUCCCUUUAUUUUCCCUGGUGGAAUUAAUAUCCUCAGCCAUCCUGUCAGUUUAAAUCCCUUUCUCCAGCUCGAAUAGGUUUACAUUUCCUAGCUUUGAGUUUAGUGGUACUAUUGUGUUAAUAAUGCUGCAGUAUAAUAUUGUGUAGAGAUGACUGGCUAUGAUGACUUACAUGUAGGUCUUGUCAGCAGCACUUCAGAUGACAUUUGUACAUCUUUCAUUCCUAUGAGACCAUAUUGCACUUCCAAGGUUUCUAUUUAAUCAAAGGCUUGAUGUCCGCGGCAGAAUGCACCGACUUCAGACAUUAUCCGGCAACAUUUAUGAAGUAAGGUUUUAAUCUCAAUGAAGGACAGGGGAAGGUACUGUAUAGUCAGAAUUUUGGCGUACCAUGUGACGCUAAACCCCCAUUCCUUGUUGUCUGGGAGGCAGCGAUUAGAGAAUGAAGAACGUGUUAAUGCUCCAACCAUGUGUCUUCGAACAGUGGGCAUGGUGGCCUGUUUGGGAGUAUGAAUGAGUCAUGGUAGGGUAGAAACCAUACAGUAAGAUGAUGGGCACAUUGUGCAAAACAUUGUCCCAUCCAUUUCCUUAAUGCUUUUAUAAACCACUACCUAUAGAAUCUGCUUGGAGCUUUAUUUCCUUACUAGUCGGGCUUCGGAUGGUACGUGGUCUGAAAAUAUUUGUCCAUUUUUUUUCUCCAACGGCCUUCGCAAAGUAAAUAUGACAUAUGUCAAACAUUGAAGAUUGCAUAGAGGUCUUAUUUUCUGAAUCAGUAUAAUAUGAGUGAUACAGCGCAUUAAUAAUUUGAUGACGUGCUUCCAGUGGGAAGGUGUCUAGACUGUCUGCCUUUGGUACUGAACCAGAUUCAGAUACAGAAUAUCUCCUGACUUGUUCCAUUAACCAAUUGCAAGUAAGCAGAAUGUCUACCAUUCACCAAUAGAGAAAUGCUAAACAAGACUAAGGCCUAGAUUCAACCGGAUCAAGCGCUAACCGGCGAUAGCGGAUGUUUUGGAGGGGAAACUGCGUUAGUUCCGUUGAAUCGGUGAGCAGCUGCUCUUGCUUGAUGAAUCUGGACCCGGGCACCUGUGUAGGCUUGUCUUUCACCUCCAGGGCAUGAAGCUGACGGCAAAGUCUGCUCAAAACGAAAGUGACAUAAUUAAGCACGUGGAGUGAUUAGAAGGAUUCUGUGUUUUCACCUGCAAAAAAGAGUUUGAAAAUUCAAACAUUCUAUGGAAAAGGGAUGUAUGUUUCUGGACGACGCACCCAUGCUGUUGAUAACAUGGUGGUGGUGGUGCAGAUUACUGUUUGAUUUGAGAAGGACUCUCCCUCACUGCUUUUGCCUGUUUACGUCACGGGCCAUAGACCUG
Molecule: messenger RNA, 3650 nt
Organism: Oncorhynchus gorbuscha (pink salmon)
Lineage: Eukaryota; Metazoa; Chordata; Actinopteri; Salmoniformes; Salmonidae
Gene: appl2
Product: adaptor protein, phosphotyrosine interaction, PH domain and leucine zipper containing 2
Exons: 20
Coding region: 107-2080 (657 amino acids)
Biological process (GO): signaling
Cellular component (GO): cytoplasm; endosome membrane
Molecular function (GO): protein binding
Source: RefSeq, a predicted model, not a curated record